Molecule: messenger RNA, 1753 nt
Organism: Melospiza melodia melodia
Lineage: Eukaryota; Metazoa; Chordata; Aves; Passeriformes; Passerellidae
Gene: TFPI2
Product: tissue factor pathway inhibitor 2
Exons: 5
Coding region: 1-720 (239 amino acids)
Biological process (GO): negative regulation of peptidase activity
Cellular component (GO): extracellular region
Molecular function (GO): serine-type endopeptidase inhibitor activity
Source: RefSeq, a predicted model, not a curated record
AUGGCCGCCGGCCGCCGCCUGCCCGCGCUGCUGCCGCUGCUGCUGCUGGCCUGCGCCGCGCUGGCCCAGCGCCCCCUCACAGAGAAGCAGCGCGCCUGCCUGCUGCCCCCCGACGAGGGGCCCUGCCGCGCCCUGGUGCCGCGCUGGUACUACGACCGGCACACGCAGAGCUGCCAGGAGUUCACCUACGGGGGAUGCUACGGCAACGCCAACAACUUCCUCACCUUCGACGACUGCGAGAAGAGCUGCUGGACCAUCAAGAAAGUGCCCAAAUUAUGCCGUAUGGAGGCUGAUGGAGGACCUUGCAGGAGCUAUCUAAGAAGAUAUGCCUUUAACUUGAGCUCGAUGAGGUGUGAGGAAUUCAUCUAUGGUGGCUGUUAUGGAAAUGGAAACAACUUCAGAGAUUUGCAGUCUUGUGUGGACCACUGUCUGCCAGAAAAAACUGGCCCCUUGCUAUGCUAUAGCCCAAUGGAUGAAGGAUUGUGUUCCUCUUCUGUGCCUCGCUAUUACUAUGACACCAAGACUAAAUCAUGUAAAGAGUUCAGAUAUACUGGCUGUGGUGGAAAUGCCAACAACUUUGUCACUGAAAAGGAUUGCUACAAUGUCUGCAGAAAUGCAGGAAAUCAGAAACCUGGUAUCAACAAGCCAGCAAAUUUAUCCCGCCGAAAAAUAGUGAGAAAACUGAAGAAAAAAUCUCAGAUGUAUAACCUGAAGUCUUAAAGCUGAUGUGCACUUGGAUGUUUGAUACACUUUUUGUUGAUUCCACUUUCUUCUUUUGUAAGAUAUUUUUCACAAAGUUUUAUACUGACAUAGUUCUGUCUUUCAGAGCUGCUUUUUAUGCAAUUUACUUUUUUAUAAGAAACUGCAUUUAAUAGAAUAAUGAACCUAAGUUUGGUUCUUCUGCUGUGUUGUCUUUGCAAUAAUAUUUUGGAAAGACUUGUUUAGAUUUCCAUGUUUUUAUGGGGGAAAUGUUACUACUGCCUUGGGAGAAUAUUUCAGCUGUUGCAAGUCAGUUAAAAUUUGAAAAAUCAAAUGUCUGUUAUUAUAACUAAGGAGAGUCCAACACUGAAAAUCUACCAUGGAUUUUUAAUUUUUUUUUUUUCAUCCUCUGCUUGCUAAAGAAGAGGAACUUUUCACAAGUGUGUUCAGAGGUUUAUUGCCCUGCCAUUUACAUAGUUUGGCCCUGUCAUUUAAAUAGAUGGUCAUUUACAGUCAAUGUUCAUAGUAAAGGCUUUCAGAAGUCUUCAUAACAGUACAAGAAGUAUAAAUUUAAAUGCAGCUUAUCCCACAGGAGAGAAUUUGGAAUAGAGAUGCCCUGAUAAACACUCUGACAAAGGCAAUGAAUAAGCUAGUUGAGCAUUAAAAUUAAACUGUAGCCAUUACUUUUUCAUGACAUUUGAAAUUUUGGCUAACUUACUCCAGAUCCUCAUAUGGCAUUAAUCAGCAUAGUUUUACUAAUUUUAAUGGAGCUAUGCUGAUUACAUCUGCAGAGGAUUUUGAUAUUUGUGAUAAUCCAGUAGCUGUUGAAGCAGAGCAGCAGAAGUUUCUGCAAAUUUCAUCUACAAAAGAGUAAUCCCUCUUUUGAGGCACUUUUAUAUUUCUUAUGGUAGGUUAUGCCUAUGGUGAUACUUUUGCACAUUCUUUUAUAUUUUGUAUUUUAAUAAUGUCUGAAUUUCAGUUAAUUUCACCAUCAAUAUUUUCUAAAUAAAAAUUCAUAAGUAAUGUUAAUAAAAUGUUUUUUGUGGAAAAAAAA